Messenger RNA from Oryzias melastigma (Indian medaka), 2181 nucleotides. RefSeq lists its product as uncharacterized. The record is from RefSeq and is a predicted model, not a curated record. NCBI's taxonomy places the organism in Eukaryota, Metazoa, Chordata, Actinopteri, Beloniformes, Adrianichthyidae. The transcript is spliced from 2 exons. The coding region runs from base 853 to 1683 and encodes 276 amino acids.
GUAGUUGGCCAUGUACUGCUUUAAAACCUGCUAGAGUCCAAUUUCCUAGCUUCUGACCAUUAAAAUGGAUGAAGAUAAUCCUGCCAACGUUCCUAUUUGGGGUCACUGGAAACAGUGCACUUAUGAUUGGAAUAUUCUCAAACCCAGCAGCGACUUGAUCCGCUAAUUCAUAUUCAUCUGGAACACCACGAGGAACACCUAUAGCAUCAAUGUAAGUGGGAUCAUUCUCCAACCAUGGUGCUGAGCUUUUACUGAGGUGCCAAUCACCUGCAUAAAGGCUAGAUAGUCUGUGCACGAGAUCUCCUGUCGAGGUAGGAAAGACAGAAACUGGCAACAGUAAAAUCACCAGAGCACAAACACCUGUGACAUUUAUAGGCAUCUUGUCAUAAAGGUUAUCAGCGCCACACCACCACCAAACAUCUCCUCUGGACACUGGUCUAAAAUACUGAUCAACUGCAACAGAGAAGAUAUUCAAUGACAAAUUAGCUAAAUUCUACGGAGCCCCUGACCUGACAUGUUUAAAAAAAAAUAUUAUUUUGUUCCCACAAGUUAUUAUUUCGUUCCCACAAGUUAUUAUUUCGUUCCCACGAAUUAAUUAUUUCGUUCGAACAAAAUAAUUAAGAUCUUUAAAAUCAAAAAAAUCAUAAAAAGAGACUCUUUAUCCGGACGGACCGGAAAUUAUUACCGGAAGUUGCUACGGAAUCUAAAAGGCAGUGCACCGCGGUACUAUUUUUAAUGAAGAAAGUGUAUUUACAACUUAAGGAUAUCUUUUAUCUUUUAAUAUCUGGAUGGUUCCCACAAUUUUAAAUUUGAACAAAGGAUAGGGAUAAUUUAAUUAAGGUGUAUUUCCAAAUGGGAAUGAAUUAUAAAGAGAUUUUGCAGAUCCUGGCAUUACAUGGAAUCAUCAUUUCGGAGAGACAUUUAUACAGACUUUUGAGAGGAAUGAGACUGGAAAGGCGGAGGUAUGACUUGGAUGAAGCUAUCGAUUUCAUAGUUGAGCAACUGCAAGGCGAUGGACAGGAUCACGGAUACAGGUGGAUGUAUACGAAAUGUAAACAACGGGGUAUCCGUGUACGAAAAGAAGACGUGAGGAUUCUUCUCUCUCUUCUUGACCCUGUCGGCUGUCAUGUUCGCCAGAGAAGACGCCUCAGAAGAAGACAUUAUUUUGCUAAAGGUCCAAACUAUGUGUGGCACAUAGAUUCAUACGACAAGUUAAACCCAUAUGGAAUAUGCAUUAAUCGCUGCACUGACGGUUUCUCCCGUAAAAUCAUCUGGCUGCGGCCUGCCUUCACCAAUAGCGACCCCAAAGUUAUCGGGGGGUACUUCCUAGAGGCAGUGGAGCACUGUGAGGGUUGCCCCAGAAUCAUACGAACAGACUUGGGAACCGAAAAUGUUGUGGUGAGAGACAUUCAGCGGUAUCUCCGAAGAGACUGUGAUGAUGACAGAGCAGCAGAAAGAAGUCACAUCACAGGGGCGAGUACCGCCAACCAGAGGAUUGAAAGUUGGUGGGGACUGAUGAGAAAAGAAGGAAUCGAACGGUGGAUCGCGAUGCUGUCAGAGCUAAAGGAUGAUGGCUUUUUCUCUGGAGACUUCUUGGAUAAGGCUUUGUCGCAGUUUUGCUUCAUGCCGAUAAUUCAGGAGGUACUAAAUGACAUCAAAGUGUCUGGAAUGCACACCGCAUAAGACCUUCAAGGAACCAGCACGUGCCCUGUGGGAUACCUAAUGUCAUGUACAUGGCUCCACACCUCUGGGAUGCAGAAGACUUCCUUGUCCCUCUGAAUGACGAUUUGACCAUCUGCAAAAGCAGAUGCACUUUUUUAAGUUCUGUCCCUUGUGAAAUUGAUGCGUUCGAACUUUUUACAAUAACAAUGCAGGAGUCACAUUUACAGUUUCCAUCCACCAUGUCUCAGUCGCUUGAGUUAUAUUUUAAUCUGAGGGAAAACGUUCGUUCACAGAUGACUGAAGACGUUUAAGAACUGGAUGACAAAGAUAAUACUGUAUGGAACACGUUUUGGUAUUUUGCUUACAACUAGAAUUAAAACAAAUAAGCAUCACAUUAGAGACUGGCAAUGACAUUGUUUGUUAUUAGAAAAUGUAUCUAUAGUUAUUAUUUAAUGCAUGUAAUCCAUCAAAAUUUUGUAUUUAAAAGAAAAAAAACAAAACAAAAAAAACAAAAACAAA